Molecule: messenger RNA, 387 nt
Organism: Scutellospora calospora
Lineage: Eukaryota; Fungi; Glomeromycota; Glomeromycetes; Diversisporales; Gigasporaceae
Source: the annotation of a GenBank genome assembly
GUAGAUCAUAUAAUUUUCAUGAUGCUCCAAUAAUUUUUAAAAGAAAUUUUGAAGAAGUAAAACAUCUUAUAAUCAACUUGAAAUAUACACUUUUUCUACCUAGAAAAAAUAAUGAUAUUAAACCUUAUCCUUUAUUAGAUGGAUUUGAAAAUAUUACAGAAAUGAAUAUGAUUACUAGAGAAGAAAUUAGAUAUAAUAUCUGUGAAGAUACCAAUUCUUUAAUUAUACAAAGUUCAAUGAUCAUUCUUUUUUCAAAUACUUUAAUCAAACCUGAUAAAACAUCUGUUAUAAACCGAAUAAAUGAACUUAGAAAUUUAGGAUUUUCUUUUAAUAGUAGUAUUGUAUUAGAAAUCUUUAUUCUCUUUGAAAACCGAUUAAAAGAAAUUG